AUGACUAAUCCAUGGGUUGGUCGAUUUCCUUUUGAAAUGAAAGUAUAAAAAUAGAAAAAAGAAGACGUACAUUCUCCAAAUAGAAGUGAAAUAGAUUUCUUCAAUGUUCCAUCGAUAUCAGCUUCUGUUGGUAUAAAAAUUUAUAAUAGUUUAAGUUAUGCAACCCAAAACUGUAUUUGAAGCUCUAAAAGCAUUAAUGUUUAGAUAAAAGGAGAACUCUGUCUCCUAUGAUGAGUUCUAUUCAUUUUCUCGUAGACUCUAUAUAUGUGAAGAUCCUGUAAAUGAUUUUAAUAAUAUAAAGGAUUAAAGCUUAAGGGUAUUUCGAUAAAUAGCAGGACAAUAAGAGAUUAUUUAAUUAGAAGGUAACAGAUGUAGUUUUUAAAUCAAUAGAUUUUUUUUAAUUUCUCUCAAAGGAUCUAUUAAAAUUAGAUCUUACUAAAAUGACAUAAUUUGAGUUGGUUAUUAGAAUAGCAUUAGAAUUAUUUUAAAAUAUGUGCGAUGAUGAUAAUUAAUUAGAUCUGAAGAGAACUGUACAUUUUAUUAAGGAAGAAUUAUGUGAGGAUAUAGAUUUUGUAAAUUAUAUAAUUAAUAUAAGCUGGAAACUAUAGAUAUGUUUGGUUUUGUGUAAGAUCUUUUUUCUGGAAAUUUAGUAACAAAGAUAUCUUUAUAGGAUUUUUUUUAAAAAGUUGGUCCAUAAAUUAGAAAAGCUUUAAGUAGUAUCAUUAUUAGGAAAAUACAAUAGAUUGUUGGAUUCAAAAAGAUUCAAUUUCAUACAAGAUAAACAAAUUAAUUUAUUCAAAAUAAUUAAGUUAAAUCGGACAUAUAAAAAUUAUUGUAAUAAAAUUUUAAAAUCAAUUUUGAUGUUGAAAUUGAUGAAUAGCCAAAAUAAUAAUAAUAAUAAUAAUAAUAAAAGGUAUAAUAAGAUUAGAUUGUAAGUUUACUUUAACAAAGUAAGCCAAAAAUAAGAGGAUGGUUAUAACGAUUAUCAAUAAAGAAAGCAAAUAAAUGGCAAUUACUAUUUUUAUAAAUAGAUUAGAGUACAAGAUAUUUAAGGGCUGUAAAACCUGAAUCAAUAAAAAUUCAUCAUUUAGUUUAGAAUACUGAAUUUAUUUGUUUAUUAGAAUUAGUUACAGUACCCACAAAAGGUGUACAUAGAAAAACUAAUUCAUUAAAUUCAGGACCUUAAGAAAGAGAACCAGAAUUAUAAAGACCAAUUUAAACUGAAAAUGCUAGUAGUUAAAUUAAUCCUUUUAGUCAUUCAUUUAUAUUAAAAGAGCAAUCAUAAUCAAAAAUUACAUUAAUCAAAUCUUGGGAUAUUAGAGAAAUAGAAUAGAUUUUUCAUGAAGUUAAAACUUCAAUUGAUCCUUUAUAAAAUUAUUCAGGUAUUGUUGAAUUAUGUUAAAUUAAUAAUGAACCUUUAGAAAAAAUUAGAUAGAAAUUUAAACAACUUGUUUUUAAGGAACAUUUAAUGGUUUUAAAUGAAGGAAAAAUACAUUUUUAUACUGUAAGUUUAAAACAUUGUAUUGAUUUAAGUAAAAUGAGAAUUUCUAAUGAUAAAGAUUUACCAUUUAUACCAUCACAUCCAUUUCCAUUUUAAAUAGUUAUAGAUGAAAAGGCAUAAGUAGUUGGAUCAUAUUUAAAAGUCUAAAAAUUUGAAUAACCAAAUAAAUAAAAUAAAAGUGGCAUGUCAUAAAUUAAUGAAUUAGAAAAUGAAAAUAGUGAUAAAGAAGAUUAAAAAAAGGGCUUUUUUGAUUAGAUUUAUGAUAAAUUUAAAAAGAAGCCAAAUUUAAAGAAAAAUGAGAUUAGAAUAGUAUUUGGAGCUGAAUCUGAACCAAAAAGAAGAUAAUGGAUAUUUUCCUUAAAUUAUUAUAAAUCUAAUCAAACUGAUUUAGAAGAAUUAUUAAAACCAUCUUAUAGAUCAUCCUUUUAAACUCCAAUAAUGUCAUAAGGAAAUUAUACUCCUUCUAGAUCUUUUAUAAAAUCUGCAUAACAUACUUUACCAUAAUAACCAACUUAAUAAAACUUUUUUAUAGGUGGGAAUCAUACUCAUAUAAAUGUAGGAAUAUUUUUGAAUGAUGAAGAAGAUUAUUAUAAUGUAUUUUAACAUCAAAAUCAAUUUUAAAAUAAUACUUAAGUUUAAAAUUAAAUAGUAAAUCAAGAUUUAGGAUCAAAAAAAUAAUUAACAUAACCAAAUCGUAUACAUUGUCAUACAGAUCCUAAUGAUUCACCAUAAAAAGAAUGUAAAAUAAUGUUUAAUAUAUUAUUAGAAAGAUUAAUUACAUAACCAUCUAAUGGUGCUUAGAUAACUUCUAGAUAGAUCUAUUCAACUUCAUCAGUAGAAUUGUGGCAAAAAUUCCUUUUAGCAUUUUUUAGAUUUUUAAUUAAAUCUAAAAAUCAUCAACCUGAAGAAGUUUAAGAACCAAAAAUUUAAAAAUUAUAUAAUCGAUAAUUAAAGAUAUGUAAAUAGAAAUGA
Paramecium sonneborni is the source of this 2473-nucleotide messenger RNA. NCBI's taxonomy places the organism in Eukaryota, Ciliophora, Oligohymenophorea, Peniculida, Parameciidae. The record is from the annotation of a GenBank genome assembly.